Messenger RNA from Arctia plantaginis, 2307 nucleotides. The record is from the annotation of a GenBank genome assembly. Lineage: Eukaryota; Metazoa; Arthropoda; Insecta; Lepidoptera; Erebidae.
AUGAACGUCAGAAAGCGUUUAGACGUGAGGCUGAUCGCCUUAUGCACUACUUGCCUCCUCCUCCCAGCCAUAGCCUGUCCAUCACAGUGCAUAUGCAAGUGGAAGAACGGUAAACGUUACGUGGAGUGUUCAGAGAAGGACCUCAAAGUCAUCCCAAGCGGAUUCGAUCCUGAAACACAAGUGUUGGACUUCCCCGGUAACGACCUCCAAGUGCUCCAAAAAGAAACUUUUCACAAACUUAAUUUGGUCAAUCUCCAAAAGAUUUAUCUUCAAAGAUGUAGAUUGCAAAAAGUUGAUAGUCAAGCGUUCUACGGCCUUCGCAAUCUUGUCGAGUUGGAUCUGUCUAAUAAUUACUUAACAGUCAUACCAUCUGCUAACUUUGAAUACUUUCAAAAUUUAAUGAGGCUCUCACUGAACAACAAUCCGAUCACCAACAUUAAAAGCAAUUGCUUCCGCAGUUUAUCAUUUUUGAAUACUUUGGAACUUACAGAUUGCAAAAUUGAAAUUAUAGAAAGGGAUGCCUUUUCUGGGUUGCAUCACCUUGAAUGGCUGCGAUUAAACGGUAACAAACUAUCAAACAUCCAAGGUGAAAAUUUAUUUCCCGAUACGCUGCGAGGGAUCAACUUGCAAAAUAAUAAUUGGAAUUGCGAUUGCCAUCUAAGGGAUUUACAUAGUUGGUUGUUGAAUUUCAAUAUGCCGCACGCCGUCGAACCAAUUUGUUCCCUUCCCGAACGUUUGAGGAAACGGACGAUCACGAACGUGGCUGAAAAUGAAUUGGCAUGCUUACCGAAAAUAAACCCUACUACCAUGUUUUUAGAGACGAACCUCGGCAGCAACGUGACUCUAGAAUGCGUUGUGAAAGCGAUACCCGAAGCGAAAAUAACCUGGUCAUAUCAGGGUCAGAUCAUUCAUAAUUCUUCAAGCGACAUGCCUGAGGCGCGCGAUCUGUAUUACGUCGAGAACGGUAAUACCGACAAAAAGAGUGAAUUAUACCUGUUUAAUAUUGGUAAUGAGGACAAUGGUACCUAUUCAUGCUUAGCAGAGAAUCCCGCAGGCAGAUCGCGUGGCAACUUUACUAUAAAGAUAUUAGUUAAAGAGGAGCCCGUAGUUGUAAUAGUCACAUUCCCUCAAAGACACUUGGUAGUCAUAGUGACUGUCAUAUUUCUAAUAAUUAUCUUGCUUAUAGCCAUUAUAGCAGUAGUAUUAUUAAAGUAUAAAACGGAUUCACGAAGCAGAAAGAAAAAAGAAAGUGGAAAAGAUGUUGCGUUAUGUAACCAGAUCCUGCCAUCGAAUCGGGGUAAUGGCAUGCCUAAAAAUAACGGAAGCUUAAUUGUAAACGCGCACUCUCAUCACGCGUUGCACUAUACGGUACAAACAAACCGUGAUUACGAGUCGAGUAACAUGUAUCAAAGCAAUAACAUAAAAGGCUUUGUCGACAGAAACCCCGACCUAAUUAGUGACGCGGAAACUGUAGCCAACAAUGCUCAAAACGAGAACACAGCGUUAUCAGUAUACAAAGCUCAAACUGCGAGCGGUGACGUUUUCCAGGAGGAAACCGCUUUUACCGCACCGACAAUACCUAGACAGGUCACGUGGCAAGAUCAGCAGACCAUGAAUCCGACGCAAAGCACUCUUAACAACAUGUACCAGCACUCAGCGGAUGUACAUCUGAAUCCGGGAUGCUUUUUAGAUAACGAAGGCUACCCUUACGACUAUGGCUUGCCAAAACAUCCUUGUCGACCACCGUUAAUGUCCAACUAUUCCGUGGUGGGGCCUUUUUAUCAGACGCUGCCUCACAAUCGACCGAAAGGGCAGAAACUGAUUUGUAAAUUUGCGAAAGACACCGAGUUUAAUGCGACGCCUCCCACUUGCCCUAAUUUCGAAGUGUUCGGGCCGGGAAACGUGCGACGUACGUUAGACGGUUACCCGGUACCAAGGAAUAGGCAAAUAGCGUUUGUAGGGAACGGAACAGUGUAUUAUAAUGAAGAGUUUGUACCGUCACCACCUGAAGGUUAUAAAACAGAGCCAACUCAGUGUUGUGCGCCUCCAGAAGCUUGCCCAUCGUGGGUGAGCCCUAAAGGGACUUGUGCAGUGAUGGUGCCUAUGAGUGUAACAGAAGGGCCCGGUAGGUGUUACCAGGUUGAAACGCGGUGCGUCGAUACACAGACCACGGACGCUCGAAUGCCCGCUGAAGGCACUGAAAGUGUGCUGAAACCCUUACCGCAAGUGUCAAACGCGAAGUGUGCGGCUGACAUAUGUUCCGAGAGCCCUGAUGAGGGUUACGUGGGUGACGCUAACGAUAUCUGA